AUGGUGUCCUACUCUCUUUCUGAAAAUGCGUACCUUAAGAUAUUCUUUCACGCGGCGAAGCAUCCCCAUCUGCCAGUGAACGGCGUUCUGCUUGGUAGACAAACGUCAGAUGUGGUUGUGAUCGAAGAUGUCAUCCCACUGCUUCACCACUGGACCAGCCUCAGUCCUAUGAUGGAGAUUGGACUUGAUUUAGCGAAAGGACACGCUGAAGCACAAAAUAUGACUCUAGUGGGAUAUUACCAAGCAAGCGAGAGGCUAGACGACACCGCUCUUGCCCCUGUUGGCGAGCGAGUUGCGCAAAAAAUUCGUGACCAAUUCAACGAUGCAGUUGCAUUUGUUAUCGACGGCGACAAGUUGGGAACAGGGGAUCCAGCUUUGAUCCCGUAUCUACCACAGCCAUCCACAUCAUUCUGGCGGCCAUACACGCCACAAAGUUCCGCAUUCACAACAGGAUCAAAUUUCUCCCUGGCCAAACCUGAUUCACCCUCCCGCGCUAUCACCCUCGUUCGUGAUCAUAAUCUUCACGAGAAAUUCGGAGAUUUUGAUGACCAUCUGGAGGAUGUAACGAUAGAUUGGUUGCGAAACAACGCUUGUAGAAUCGCAGCUGCAUUCAAAGGUACCCUGGUUCAUUGCCCUUCAUUAGGGCAACUUGAAGUUCUCAAAGAUCAUGUUUUGCUUGUAGAUCACCAAGGUUUUAUAACCUAUGUAGGACCUGCUGACUCCGAAGCAUCUCAGGAAUUUCUGGCAAAAAUUGACAUCUCUAUUACAAACAUACCAUCAGGAGGUUUUUUGCUCCCGACGUUCUGCGAUCUGCAUCUCCAUGCACCACAGUUCUUGUUCCAGGGAACUGGUCUCCACCUUCCGCUGAUGCAGUGGCUAAAUGAGUACGCAUUCAAGUCUGAAGAGAGCUUGGACAACCAACCGGAACUUGCGAAGACAGUUUAUUCGCGUCUCGCAGAACGCCUAAGAGACGCUGGAACUGGCGCGGUUCUGUUAUUCGGAACGAUUAACAGCACAGCCAAUCUGAUCCUUGCAGAAGCAAUGCAAAGAAUUGGUAUACGAGCGCUCGUGGGGAAAUUGUCCAUGGAUAUCUCAUCUCGACCCUCAUACGUAGAACCCUCCGCUCUAGCCUCAUUACGCUCUGCCGAGGAAUUCAUCGAUGGCUGUCGUGACCUGGUUUCAUCUUACGAACCACACAGACGUCUCGUCGAACCUGUGAUCACACCACGGUUUGUACCUACGUGCUCGGACGAUCUUUUGCAAGGGCUCGGGAAACUAGCUCGUGACAAAGGAGUACGAAUCCAAAGUCACCUGGCGGAGGCUCACGAAGCGGUGCAAUGGGUUUUGAGCGAACGCCGCAAAAACGAUAUUGAUGUUUUUGACAAUUUCGGUUUACUCACAGAUAACACCAUUCAAGCCCACUGUACAUUCUUGGACACAGACAUGCUGUCUCGCAUGUCUGGUAGUUGUUCUGCAGUAGCACAUUGUCCUCUCUCGAACUCGUAUUUUUCAGAAAAGCCGUUCCCGCUCCGUGAAGCAUUGGACCUCGGCGUACCUGUCGGUCUUGGCACGGAUAUUGCUGGUGGAUAUAGCAUAGAUAUCAUGAACAGUAUGCGGCAGGCCGUAGCUGUCUCCAGGAUAAGAGACGGUACAAGAAAACUGUCCGACAGCGAUGGAAAAUCACUCGCAGUCGAUUGGAAAGAUGCGUUGUAUUUGGCUACGAGGGGAGGAGCCACUGCACUUGGCCUUUCAUGUGGAGUCUUCCAAGCUGGCGCUCCUUUUGACGCUCAAUGCAUCGAAGUGUACAAGGAUAGUGACAAGGGCGUUGGUGCGCUCGAUUUCUUUGAGCCACAGUCAGGCAUUACACUGGAUUUGCUGGAGAAGUGGUGGUGCAUUGGAGACGAACGGAAUAGGCGUGGCAUUUGGGUACAGGGGCAAAGGUUGGAUGCGAAGAAUGCUCCGGAGCGUGCAUGA
Molecule: messenger RNA, 1974 nt
Organism: Suillus paluster
Lineage: Eukaryota; Fungi; Basidiomycota; Agaricomycetes; Boletales; Suillaceae
Product: Metallo-dependent hydrolase
Exons: 9
Coding region: 1-1974 (657 amino acids)
Biological process (GO): guanine metabolic process
Cellular component (GO): cytosol; EMC complex
Molecular function (GO): guanine deaminase activity; zinc ion binding
Source: RefSeq, a predicted model, not a curated record